GAAGACCACGUUACACUGGUUGAAAGAGUGGCGCCAAGUUUCGUUCAAUCUGGUUUCAAAACAAAAUGCACUAUAGCUCGCGCCGCGUUCGAACGUCCCCGAGCGCUCCGUAACUGGCGGGAACUCCGAUAACAUUCGAAAUUCAAACUAGAAAAUGAUUUCGCGCGCAUUUAUUUUUCUUUUUAUUAUUUUUUCUGUGGCAAACGCGUCUUUCGUGAAUGAAGAGGAAUGUUUGAAUUAUACAGUGUACCCAGUGCAAUAUGAAUUGACGAUAGUUCCGUAUAUAAGCGACUUUUCGUCGUUUUUCGACUGUCAUUUAAGUAUUAAUGUGAUUGCAAAUGAACCUGGUGUUCGAGUUAUCGAAUUGGAUGCAAAAAAUAUGGAUAUCGAUUUCGGUUCAAUUCAUGUUAUGAAAGGGAAUGUCGAUAUAGUGAGCAAAUCGAGACCCUACGAAUAUGAUAAUUUAAAUGGUAAAUUAUAUAUUCACCUGAGCGAGCCUUUGAUUCCAUAUAAUUUAAAUACUCAAGGUUAUAAUAUAAAACUAACGUAUAGAAAAGUGCUCACAGAAAAAAGUGACGGAAUAUUUUUAGUCAAAUAUGCAGACGAGAAUGGUGAAAACAAGUACUUAUUCACGACUCGCCUUACUCCAAACAAGGCGAAAUACUUCUUCCCGUGCUUCGACAAUCCGAGGUUCGAAGCAGUUUUUAAGUUCAGGGUGUAUGUGGUCGCGAAGAAUCAUGUUGGACAGUAUACCAACACCAGCAUUGUGAUAGGAAACGAACAAAGGAAAGAGGUAAAUCCUCAGAAAGACGUCAUCAUUGACUACACGCCGUCACCACAAGUGACAACCGACCAAGUAGGCUUCCACUACUCUCGAUUCACGAACAUACAAAUCACAUCCAAGAAUGACAUCUUCAUGGUAUGGGCCCCUGGGAACACUCUGCAGUACUACAACUUCAUACUUGUAUAUGGAAAGACGAUAUUGGAUUUAAUACACGAAUACUCGGGUGUGAACAGACCAUUAGUGAACGGUCCGAUACAUUUGAUAGCUGUGCCUUCAGAAAGGGUUGAUGGAUAUGAAAUUUAUAGUUGGAAUCUUUUGACUAAUCGUGCCAACCGAAUUGCCCAUCAAGAGGAGUUCACAAGUAUUAAGCAAUUGGAGACCAUGACCUUCGAUCUAGCCCAGCAGUUCAGCAGGAUUUGGUUGGGCAACCCUGGGGAGCUGCAGAGGACGCGGUGGAGAGAAGAGUGGUUCAAAGAGGGAGUUGCUACGUAUUUGGCAUACUAUUUCUUGGCACAAUACAACCAAGGCGUCAACAAGCCAAGCCGCAGACAGCCUCUAGGUCCAUACGGUCUCGAGAUGAAAUUCAAAGCAAUGGCGGUUGACUCUCACAGAACUACUCCACCGCUGGGGAAUUUCAACAAGAGUUUAGCAGCGGAGAUACCCUUGAGGUACCGAGACCUGAUCACGAUGAAGACAGCGUCGAUAUUGUGGAUGGUAGAGAACUGGAUCGGCUCGGAUAAGUUCCAUCAGGCGUUGGUGAAGUAUAUUAACAGCAGACGAGGCAAGUACAUCUCAUUGGAAGACUUCACAGCAGCGAUGGACCGGGACACCAUCGAGUGCAUGCACCAGUUCUUCAACGGCUCCACCACCUCCAAGAUCCUGCACUCCUGGAUCCACCAGAGUGGAUAUCCGGUCAUCAAUGUGCAAGUGUUGAGGGAUAGGACCCCAAAUGCGAUUCAACUGAAUCAGAGACGCUUCAGCUUCUCCCCGGACAACCGCCACGAGACAGACUACCUCAUUCCGAUCUCGUACAUCGUCCAAAACAACGAGAACUGCUACAAUUGCUACAAACCCAGGUUCACUAUCGGCAGCCAGACUUACACCUUCGGAGAAAACCUCAACGGUGGCUGGAUUGUACUGAAUAGAAAUGCUUCAGGAUAUUAUCGUGUGAACUAUGAUACCACUACGUGGCAACUUAUAGCAAGCACACUAGCGGUACAUCAUGAAUCUAUUGACGAACUGAACAGGGCGCAGAUCGUAAACGAUGUAUUCGCUCUAUACGUGUCCGGGGACAUGGAACUGCCACUGGCGAUGGAAAUCCUCAACUAUUUGGACAAAGAGAGGAGUCCUGUAGUGUGGCGAGCUGCCGAAGAAGGCUUCAGACUAUUGAGGAACGAAGAAAACGGGUGCCAUAUGACCAGAUAUCUUUACAAGGAGUUGCAGGAUUUCAUGAGACGGAAGGUCGCUCCGACAUACGACUCGUUGUCCAACAGUCACGACUUCAAAACGAGGUUGUUCAGGAGUGACGUCGUGAAUUUCGCGUGCUCACUAAAGUAUAAGCCGUGUUUGGACAAUUUGAAGUACAUGUAUGAACAAUACAGGAGGAGUAACAUGAGAUUGGACCCUGAUUUCCGAGAAGCAUGCUACUACAUGCUUAUCCAUGACAACGCCUAUUUCGGCAUCAACAGAUUGAAUGCCUUCGAGCAGGAUGAUAGGAGAGUAGCUGAGCAUAGAUUACGAGACGAAAACCGAUUUAUAAUGAAAACCCCAGUCGGAGUUCCAAGACCGAUGCCCAUCAUCAUGUCGACAGAAGCUACGACGUUGGAAGCAUCGCCUGUUAUAACUGAGAAAUAUUUAGCGGACUCUUCGACUUCAAUUAUACCUUCAAUAAGCAUUAUAUUAGUAUCUAUUUUAUUUGCUAUGAGAUAAAUUAUAACACAUUUUGUAAAAAGUGCGGUCUCAAGUUAAUUGUUUUUAAGAUUUCCAGUAAGGCUUCGUUUGUUUAGAAACAAUAUAUUAUUUAUUUCAAUUCGAAUCAUAUUAUAUGUAUUUUGUACAAAAUUUUACCGAAAUUACCAAUACCCGAAUAAAAUAUUUCAAUUUUCUACGUAUAAUUUAUUACAAGUAAAAUCUAUUAAAAUUAUUAAAUUUUGUGUAAGGCUUGUUACUUUAAAACGAGUGGAAUGUAAAAAUUUAAAUAUGAUUAAUAGCUGUCAUGUUAUAGUUUCUUUUAAACAUUGGAGCAAAUAUUCUAACUUUAUACGACCAUGUAAAUUUUAACAGGCUUUUUUUGGCUAUUCUUAAGUUUAAAAAAUUCUAAAUAUUUUUCCUAUUAUUAUUUGUUCUCUUUUACAUUCCUUGAUAAUGAUUAACUAUGAUUAAUUUUUUAACACACCUAGGUAUGUUAUUAUCCGACGCAUAGGUAUUUUCAAUUUAUGAACUUAGAUGAUAUUAUUUUUCACUCUGGUGGACAAAGGCAACCUUUCAUUCGCAUUUCCACAUAGAGUAACGAAGUAUGUUGAUAUCGGUGCGAGUGGAAAGAUGUAGUCUCUGCCUACCACUCCGGGAAAAAGACGUGAUUUUAUGUAUGUAUGUAUGUAUGUUUCACAUAAAGCGACAGUGCGAUUUCCACUAACGAUUUUAUGGAUAAUAUUCUUCAUUUUUCAAUUGCUUUAUAAAAUAUAUUCUAAGUUAUUAUCAUUUGUAUUGAUAAAAACUGAACGAAAUGUUAGUUUAUUAUUUUUUUUAUUAAGAAAAUAUAAAUACUGAGUUAAUUUAUCUUUAACUUCUAAGAAAUAAUUUAGUGUAUUUAUUGAUAUUUGCAUUACAUUGAAGUUUAAAAUAUUUUUUAAGAAAUAUUGUUGUAAAAUCUAGUCAGAAUUAAUAUGAUAUUUUAAAUGACAGAUGGUACAAAUUGUU
Messenger RNA from Amyelois transitella, 3703 nucleotides. Its product is annotated as aminopeptidase N. Gene Ontology annotation, cellular component: cytoplasm. Gene Ontology annotation, molecular function: metalloaminopeptidase activity; zinc ion binding; peptide binding. NCBI's taxonomy places the organism in Eukaryota, Metazoa, Arthropoda, Insecta, Lepidoptera, Pyralidae. The record is from RefSeq and is a predicted model, not a curated record. Bases 155 to 2713 code for a protein of 852 amino acids. Gene Ontology annotation, biological process: proteolysis; peptide catabolic process. The transcript has 13 exons.